AUGGCCUACAAGUUCACCCUAGUUUGCUGCGCCCUGCUCGGAGCUUCGGCUGCCAGCUACAUCCCUCAUUCUGACUACCAACAUGGUCAUGGCCAUGGUCACGAGGUUGGCUUCAGCAUUCACACCCAUCACGAGGCACCCAAGAAGUGGCACAGCCAGGAGCACGAUCAUUGGGCACCAGCCCCACAACAACAUUACCAUGUGCCAGCUGCUCCAGUGCAUCAUUGGGCCCCAGCACCACAGCACCACCAUGUGGCCGAGGAGCCCCAUCACCACCCCAAAUACCAGUUCGACUAUGGCGUCAAGGAUACCAAGACUGGCGACAUCAAGAACCAGUGGGAGACUCGUGAUGGCGACAAGGUCAAGGGUGGCUACACCAUGAAGGAGGCUGAUGGACGCACUCGUGUCGUGGAAUACACUGCCGAUGACCACAAUGGCUUCAACGCAGUCGUCAAGCACAUCGGACAUGCCCACCACGAAGAGCACAAGUCUUACGAUCAUGGCUACCACGGACAUGGACACGGAUACGGUCAUGCCACCAGCUAUGUGGAUGUCAAGCAGGAUACAGGCAGCAAAUGGUGGUAG
Messenger RNA from Drosophila nasuta, 585 nucleotides. It is a transcript of the gene Cpr76Ba, whose product is annotated as Cuticular protein 76Ba. The record is from RefSeq and is a predicted model, not a curated record. Bases 1 to 585 code for a protein of 194 amino acids. Lineage: Eukaryota; Metazoa; Arthropoda; Insecta; Diptera; Drosophilidae. The transcript has a single exon. Gene Ontology annotation, cellular component: extracellular matrix.